This is a messenger RNA of Leptomonas pyrrhocoris, 2172 nucleotides long. RefSeq names its product putative acyltransferase-like protein. Gene Ontology annotation, molecular function: acetyltransferase activity. The transcript has a single exon. Gene Ontology annotation, biological process: carbohydrate metabolic process. NCBI's taxonomy places the organism in Eukaryota, Euglenozoa, Kinetoplastea, Trypanosomatida, Trypanosomatidae. The record is from RefSeq and is a predicted model, not a curated record. The coding region runs from base 370 to 2172 and encodes 600 amino acids. Gene Ontology annotation, cellular component: Golgi apparatus.
AGUUUUUUUUUCUUGGUAUGUGUGCGAAGGAGCUCUUUCUUUACGAGAGCAACAUGUGAAAUCGUUUUCUUCUUCCACUGUACCAAAAAUACUCUUCAAUUUUUUCGCGUCGUUGACUCUUCUAUAGUUUUAGUUACCGGAUGCCACCAAGGCGUGCGUGAGUGUUUGUGUCUACUUCUCGUAGGCUCUCCCUUCCCCCUUAUAUUCAUGUCUUUUUUCUUUGUGAAUAUCCUCUAGGUUAACACUUCUUUGGUGGUCUGUAUUAAAUAUCGUUGUUAUCAAAACGCUUAUUUCUUCACUGCGUAAGGAACUCAAAAAGGAAAAAAAAAGGAGGAAACGAAACGGCUCUUUGCACCGUAGCGGGUUGUAAUGUUGUCGAGCCCAAAGCUACAUGAGAGCGUGUUCAGCAGCGGGUCGGAGUUUCGUGACGGCGACAGCAAGUUGGGGUCAAGAUUCGUUUUUUCAGCUGCGGCGGACGAUGACGUGAACGUGGAAAGAGAUGCGUCCGCGAUGUCGGUGUGGAGGCGGCUUGCCCACGUUGAGUUGACCGCCCUCAUCACCGUGGCGCUUCUCUACGGCAUCGCGCUUGUGUCGACGUGGCUCUUGUCGCUGGUGGUUCGCGUUCACGUCCACCAGUUUCCAUCUGGGGCCCUCACGCCAAUGCAGCUCACCGCCUUCACGUUGUGCUUCUUUUCCAUCGGGCUGCACGUGUCAAACUUUAUUUUCACCUGGCUUCGGUGCACCCGUGACGCGGUCGCGGCAACGCGCGCAGCGUGCGAAGUCAGCGUCUACCUGCUGCUCUUCUUCGUCUGUGAUCGCACUGCCUUGCUGCCUCGGCGACCCUGCGUGGGCAGUGCAGACUUCUUUUUGUUCCUCAUUUUCGCCUUCGUCUGUGCAGCGCUGGCCACGGCGCGGCGCAUCCGUCUUUCCUCGCAUGCCGAAGUCGAGCACGCGCGCGCCGGUUUGCUGCCGUCAGCAGCAACACCAACACCAUCAACAGGGCCGGAGUUGCAGGCGUCCGAGGCGCUGCUGAACCACCACCAUGUGGAGGAGUGGCUGGGGUGGGUGCUGGUGCUCUACGUCAUGUACGGCUACUUCCACAACGUGCACAUCAAUGUCCUGGUGCGCGUAUGCGUGUCGUGCUUCGCUUUUUUGACGGCCUUUACGAGCUACGUGCGCUACGAUAGCGAGCUACCGCAGCAGCAGUCCGCUGUCCUUCUCCUGCGGUCGUUGUGGAAGAUGAACUUCCUUGCGGUAGUCACGUGCGCGUUGAUGGGCAACCAGUAUAUGCUGUACCCCAUCUGCGCCGUUCAGUCCUUCGUGAUGGCCGCGGUGCACCUGAUGAUGAGCGUGGGGCCGUUGAUGCGGAGCGGCAGCCGCGUUGUAGGGAUGAAAAUCGGCGCGGUCGUGGUGUUGGGAUGUGUCUUGUGGGAUACCCCGUUCUCGCCGGAAGUGUUCCGUCUCUUCUGGAGUCCACUCUACUGGCUUGUCCGCUACGACAACCCCGUCGUGGGUGUAGAUCCGCUCGAUGAGUGGCAGUUUCGCAGCAGGUUAGACCACUGGAUUUGGCUGGUGGGCGUGCUGGUGGCGAACCGCGCCUCGUUCUUGAACGGGCUGCUGCGUCGUCUAGACAACCAGCGACCAGUUGGAACAGUCAUAAAGUGUGCCGUCGCUGCUGCAGCGGCAUCCGUCAUAGCUGUGUACGCGUAUGUCGCUCUGAAGACCAGGGCGGUUGACUACGAUAGGUAUGUGCCCUAUUUCUCCUGGGCUCCUAUAUUGGCCUUUGUGGCGCUGCGCUGCGUUUUUCGCACGGUGCGGUGCUUCUACCUGCCCCUGUGCACGUUUUUUGGUGCCUUUGCCGUUGAGGCAUACGUGGCGCACAACCACGUGUUUCUGGCCACGACGGGUCUCAACGGCGGACCGCUGUACACGCUACACCUGCUCCCUGGCGAUCACCCCCUGUGUGACUUCGGCGUCUUCGCGCUGCUGCUGCUCUGCGUCUCGUACCGACUCUCGAUAGCGACGCCACGGCUGCGGCAGUUUAUGCUGCCCUUCAACGCCUCUCUCCUCACCGUCCUGGAGAACCUUGUGAUCCUCGUGCUCGUAGUGAUGUGCACGUACCUGCUGCAGUAUUUGUGGUACUCGCAGAACGUCAGAGCGACCACCUACUGA